Molecule: messenger RNA, 1032 nt
Organism: Dendronephthya gigantea
Lineage: Eukaryota; Metazoa; Cnidaria; Anthozoa; Malacalcyonacea; Nephtheidae
Exons: 1
Coding region: 1-1032 (343 amino acids)
Source: RefSeq, a predicted model, not a curated record
AUGUCAUCACAUAGACCAACCAAAAAUAGCAAUGAAGGUCGGGGCAGUAAUAAUAGUGCCAGCAAUGAUAGUACCAGCAAUGAUAGUACCAGUGUCCCUAUCCUUGACAAACAGCAGUUGACUGAAGAUGAAGAUGAGCCUCUAUACAAUGACCCAAAAACUGAACUUGCUGAAUUAAAAACCAAACAUGAGGAAUUGUUAAUGAAAUACAGCCAGUGUGUACUACGCUUAGAACAUGUUAUUGCAAGUGAUGCAAAUUUCAAGUUUUAUACUAGUUUUCCGAAUUAUGCAACAUUCAAAGCAUUUUUUGACUACUUGCAACCAGCUUGUAAUUUUUUAAUGUAUGCUGGAUCAUGUAACAUGGAACAUGUAGAGCCAACAAAACAAAAGCACGGACGGCCACGGUCACUUUCCCCAGAACAAGAACUGUUCAUGGUAUUAGUUCGGUUGAGAUGUGGAUUGUUAGGACUUGACAUUGCCAACAGGUUUGGAAUUUCACACACCCAGUACUCACGCAUUGAAACCACUUGGUUGGGGUUUCUUUACCACCGAAUGAGGGCUCUCCCCAUUUGGGCACCACGUAAACAUGUUCAGGAGACCAUGCCACAAGCCUUCAAAGAUAGCUAUCCUAAUACCCGUGUUAUAAUUGACUGUACAGAAAUUUAUAUUGAAAUGCCAACAUCAUUUAGAAGUCAGUCUGCAACUUAUUCCUCUUAUAAAAAUCACAAUACUGCUAAAGGGCUCAUUGGGAUAUCACCUGCUGGAUAUCCAACAUUUGUAUCUGAGCUUUAUACUGGGAGGUCCAGUGAUAAACAAAUUACAAAAGAUUGUGGCAUUCUGAAUUUGCUUGAGCCGGGAGAUGACAUCAUGGCUGAUCGGGGGUUUAAUAUUGAGGAUGAUAUGCCUAGUGGAAUUGGCUUAAAUAUCCCACCAUUCCUAAAUGGAGCUGAUCAACUUUCAGUGAAUGAUGAGAGUGAAACAAGAACAAUAGCUGCAGUUAGGGUGCAUGUAGAAAGAGCAAUUCAGCAUUAG